Molecule: messenger RNA, 2166 nt
Organism: Cucurbita maxima (winter squash)
Lineage: Eukaryota; Viridiplantae; Streptophyta; Magnoliopsida; Cucurbitales; Cucurbitaceae
Product: protein IQ-DOMAIN 1-like
Exons: 7
Coding region: 456-1913 (485 amino acids)
Molecular function (GO): protein binding
Source: RefSeq, a predicted model, not a curated record
AGAGAAAAGCUGUGAAGAAGAAGAAGAAGAGCAGGAAGCGAUUUUCUUUUCAGUAAAUGGGAAAUCAAAGCAAAAAGUAGUGGGGCCGUCUGAUUAGAGCACAGCCCAGCUAGUUUCUCUUCGUAUUCUCUCCCAUAUCAUUGAGCCCUUCUUGGCGAGAUCUGAUUACUGCUUUUCCUUUCUCUUCCCCUUUAGAAAAGCCACACGGAGAGAGAGACAAACCCACAAGCGGACGCCAAAUCGCAUUCACAGGGCUCCCUCAGUUCGUCCUCCCCAAUCCUUCACCCCCAACCCUUUUUGUUUUCUUUAGCUCAGAAAGCUAAGGAAAUGGAACCUCACUGAUUUGAAGUGAAGACUGAAGAAACCAAGCCCCUUCAGAUCUGAAUCUUCUCAUUUCAGCUUUUUUCUGCUAAAAGAGGGAAGAGAAGGGGUUUAGGCAUAGGAAUGAUAAGGAGAUGGGAAAGAAAGGAACUUGGUUUUCUUCUGUAAAGAAAGCUCUCAGUCCAGAUCCCAAACACAAGGAAAUUCAGAAUUCUAAGGAGUCAAAGAAGAAAUGGUUUGGAAAGCAAAAGCAUCCCAAUUCAGAUUCUACAGAGGCUGUGAGAGUGCCAUCACCACCUCAGCUAGCAGAGGCGAAUAUCAUCCAUUCAGAGAGUGAAGAAAACAAGGAGCCUUGCUACGAUGAAGUUUCUUCUGCAGCUACUCAGGCUUAUGAGGCUAAUGUUUCUACUACUAUUGAGCCAAAUGUUGCUACUCCUUUUGCUGCAGCCCAAGUUGUGCAACUCUCUACACAAACUCAUAUUUCCAGCCCACCUAAGGAGGAAGUUGCAGCAAUCAAGAUCCAAACUGUAUUCCGUGGAUACCUGGCAAGAAGGGCGUUACGAGCAUUACGAGGACUGGUGAGGCUGAAAUCACUGAUGGAGAGUUCUACUGUGAAACGCCAAGCGUCGAAUACCCUUCGUUGCAUGCAGACUCUUGCUCGCGUUCAAUCUCAGAUCCAUUUUAGGAGAGUUAGAAUGUUGGAGGAGAAUCAGGCUCUCCAGAAACAACUCCUUCAAAAACAUGCAAAAGAUCUUGAAAGCUUGCGGAUUGGAGAGGAAUGGGAUGACAGUUUACAAUCAAAGGAGCAGAUUGAAGCUGGUCUACUGAGCAAAUAUGAGGCUGCAACGAGAAGGGAGAGGGCCCUGGCAUAUGCCUUCACUCAUCAGCAAACCUGGAAGAAUUCUGCAAGAUCUGUAAAUCCAGCAUUCAUGGAUCCAACUAAUCCCACCUGGGGUUGGAGCUGGUUGGAACGAUGGAGCGGGGCUCAGGUGCAUGAUGCUCCUGACCUGACGAGAAAAGAGUCGAAUAACAGUCGCUCUGGUCGGACGACAAGUCGUGACAUUGUUGGCGGAGAAAUCAGCAAAUCAUUUGCCCGCUUUCAGUUGAACUCAGAGAUGGAUUCCCCAACAGGCAGUCAUAAGACAACGCACUCUGCUUUCAAGCCUUCCACAACUCCUUCCAAGCGAGCUUCAUCUUCUGCAUCAAAAAAACUGAAGCCUCCAAGCCCAAGAAUCCUCUCCAUUCAUGACGACGACUCGAGAAGUACUGUCAGUGUGCAGUCUGAAAGAUUAAGAAGGCAUAGCACGGGAGGAGGACCUUCGGUGAGGGACGAUGAUAACAUGUCGAUCACGAGCGCUGUUCGGAGUUACAUGACACCUACUGAAUCUGCAAAAGCAAAAUCCAGAUUGCAGAGUCCAAUGGGAGUAGAGAAGAAUGUAACAACUCCAGAGAAAGGGUCUUCAGCAACAGCAAAGAAACGGCUAUCUUACCCUCCUUCACCAGCCAGGCCAAGGCGGCAUUCCGGUCCGCCUAAGAUCGAAGGCGACCCGGAUGCAGGGAAGAGCCUCAGCAAUGGAGUUGGAAUGAUUUGAACUGCAGAAAGGCAAAGAGUGAAGAAGAUUGGUUAAAUCUGUUAACCUCUUACAAUUUAAUUCAAAAAGUUUUCCACACACACCACCUAUCAUUUGAAUUGAUACAUGAAAUGGUAUUUAUUCAUUAUAGAUGUGUUUAAAUAUGUUGUGGGCAUCUGUUAAAAUCUUGAGUUUGAUACCCAGAAAACCACAGGACAAGGACAAGGCAAGGAUAUGUUGUGGGUCACUGCUAUUUGCAUCUUCUUUGUCAUUA